AGCAAGAAGAAGAAACCCAAGCAAAAUUUAAGCCGGAAAAAAUAAAGCACAUUUGCGGCAUAUUUUAUUUACGCCGACAAUCAUUAUUACUUUGUUAAUAAAGUAAAAGAUAACGGCUUCAAGAUGACUAUCGGCAAGAACAAUAAAAUGAUACAGCACCUGAACUAUCGGGUGCGGAUUGUGCUGCAGGACUCCAGGACUUUCAUAGGCACCUUUAAGGCAUUCGACAAGCACAUGAACCUCAUACUGGGCGACUGCGAAGAAUUCCGUAAAAUACGUUCCAAGAAUUCCAAAGUACCCGAGCGUGAAGAAAAGCGAGUUUUAGGCUUUGUGCUUCUUCGCGGAGAAAACAUUGUUUCUCUUACGGUUGAGGGACCACCACCACCAGAAGAGGGUUUGCCUCGUGUGCCCAUACCAGGAGCUGCGCCAGGACCAGGAUUAGGUCGUGUAGCUGGUCGCGGUGUACCCAUGAAUAUCUCCUCUGUGCCCGCGGGCUUGCAGGGUCCAGUUAGAGGCGUGGGCGGUCCAGCUCAGCAGCAUAUGGCACCAAUGGGACGAGGUGUGCCAAGAGCGCCUAUGAUGGGCGCGCCACCACCGGGAAUGAUACCCGGUGGCAUUCCUGCUAUGCCCGGACUGGGACGCGGUGCGCCGCCUCCAAUGCGAGGACCACCACCAAUGAUGCGCGGCGCUCCACCACCAGGACGCGGUGGUUACUAAGCCAAGCCCAAAUACAAUUUAUACGUGUAGUAAAUAAAAUUUUUCAGUCAAUAAUUGAUUAUUUAUAU
Molecule: messenger RNA, 785 nt
Organism: Drosophila busckii
Lineage: Eukaryota; Metazoa; Arthropoda; Insecta; Diptera; Drosophilidae
Gene: SmB
Product: small nuclear ribonucleoprotein-associated protein B
Exons: 2
Coding region: 124-717 (197 amino acids)
Biological process (GO): mRNA splicing, via spliceosome
Cellular component (GO): U1 snRNP; U5 snRNP; U2-type prespliceosome
Molecular function (GO): RNA binding
Source: RefSeq, a predicted model, not a curated record